Messenger RNA from Nymphaea colorata (pocket water lily), 1915 nucleotides. Its product is annotated as protein FIZZY-RELATED 2-like. Lineage: Eukaryota; Viridiplantae; Streptophyta; Magnoliopsida; Nymphaeales; Nymphaeaceae. Gene Ontology annotation, cellular component: anaphase-promoting complex. The record is from RefSeq and is a predicted model, not a curated record. The transcript is spliced from 10 exons. Gene Ontology annotation, molecular function: anaphase-promoting complex binding; ubiquitin ligase activator activity; protein binding. Gene Ontology annotation, biological process: positive regulation of anaphase-promoting complex-dependent catabolic process; anaphase-promoting complex-dependent catabolic process; positive regulation of ubiquitin protein ligase activity. The coding region runs from base 111 to 1586 and encodes 491 amino acids.
AGGGGGAAGACAAAGGGAGGUCGGCUCCGAUGGAUCCAUUGCUUCAUCUUGCAGCCGCAGCAGCAAAAGGGGAGAAAUUCCUCUCAACCCUCUAGAGGCAGGCCACCACCAUGGAGGAGUCUGCAGGGUCAUCGUCCAUGGAACUAUCCACCCCAGCGAGGCGCCCUCAACUCAAUCUUCCUGCUUCCGUUUCUCCUUCUUCUCUUUCCUUGGACACCCAUCUCCCAUGGAUAACUAGAGAGCCGUCUGCUUCCCCCAACAUGUCCUCUCCCUCGCCCUCGCCUUCGCCCUCCUCGAGGACCAUCUAUAGCGACCGCUUCAUACCUAGCAGAGCGAGCUCUAACUUCGCUCUCUUCAACAUCUCGCCUCUUCCUAAGAAUGAGAAGGAAGAUGGGUCUGGCACGUACACCACGCUACUGAGAUCGGUGAUUUUUGGGGGCAGUGAUUUUGAUGGCUUCUCCCCUGCAACGCCAGAAAAAGUGAAUGGUGAGAGAGCCAACAAGAACAUUUUCAGGUUCAAGACCGAGCUUAGGCGAUUGCCGCGUUCGCAUCUACGCUCAGACGACGCCCUGCCCGACGCUCUGCCGAACCCGCCGAAGGCGCCAAGGAAGGUCCCCCGUUCGCCUUAUAAGGUAUUGGACGCGCCGGCAUUGCAGGAUGAUUUCUAUCUGAAUCUGGUAGAUUGGUCAUCACAUAACGUAUUGGCAGUGGGUCUGGCUAAUUGUGUGUACCUCUGGAGUGCUUGUAGCAGUAAGGUGACCAAGCUGUGCGAGUUGGGACUUGAUGACAGCGUUUGUUCUGUGAGCUGGGCACAACGGGGCACUCAUUUAUCUGUUGGAACUAAGCUUGGCAAAGUUCAGAUUUGGGAUGCUUCUCGUUGUAAGAAGGUCAGAACAAUGGAGGGUCAUAGGAUGAGAGUUGGGGCUCUUGCUUGGAGCUCCUUUAUAUUAUCUUCAGGCAGUCGUGAUAAAACAAUAUGUCACCAUGAUAUACGUUCUCAGGAAGAUUGUGUUAGUAAAUUGACAGGCCACAAGUCCGAGGUUUGUGGGCUAAAGUGGUCAUAUGAUAAUCGUGAACUUGCAUCUGGUGGGAAUGACAAUAGGCUUUUCGUUUGGAAUCAACAUUCAACACAACCAGUUUUAAAAUUCAGUGAGCACACAGCAGCUGUGAAGGCUAUUGCUUGGUCUCCCCAUAUGUAUGGUCUUCUUGCAUCUGGAGGUGGCACUGCAGAUCGAUGUAUUCGGUUUUGGAACACAACUCUCAAUACUCACUUGAGCUGUAUGGACACUGGAAGUCAGGUUUGCAAUCUUAUAUGGUCGAAGAACGUUAAUGAGCUUGUAAGCACUCAUGGCUACUCACAGAACCAGAUAAUUGUUUGGCGAUACCCAACGAUGUCAAAGCUGGCAACACUUACUGGUCAUACAUAUAGGGUGCUUUAUCUUGCGAUCUCACCUGAUGGGCAGACCAUUGUUACUGGUGCUGGCGAUGAAACCCUUCGAUUUUGGAAUGUGUUCCCUUCUCCUAAAUCACAGGGCACAAACAGUGGCCUUGGAGGAUCAUCCUUUGGGAGAAGUCAGAUUCGUUGAACACAUUCUGUAGCGUUGGAGUUAUUGCUUUUUUGCUCCAUUUUCUAAAUGCUGGUCGUUUAUUUCUCGACGUGCUAGAAACCUGCUUGCAGCAGGGAAGGUUUACUUUCAAGUUUCAAGCAUGGCCAUAGAAGAGGAGCUCCGAGAGAAAGAGAGGCAGUUAGGGUUGGCAAACUGGUCGACGUGGUGCUUUUGUUACGGAUAUCUGCUGUUACUGUGGUUUCCGUAUGGGGAUGUAGAUAACAAUUGCUCUGGAAUGAGUUCAUGAUAUAUUCUGAUUUUGUAUAGUACUUACAAAGAAAAACAAAUGCACAGCUUCGGUUCCUACA